AUGUCGGCCUCCAACCUGCCCGACUGGAAAGCCGAACUCAUCGACUUCGCCCUCUCAAACAACAUCCUCACCUUCGGGUCUUUCACCCUCAAAUCCCAUCGCAUCAGUCCCUACUUCGUCAACUGCGGGCUCUUCUGUCGCGCCAAAUUGAUCCGCGCCAUCUCCGCCGCCUACGCUCGCACACUGCAUGCUUACACUCUGGAACACCCGGAAUUCGACUUUGAUGUCCUCUUCGGCCCGGCGUACAAAGGGAUCCCGCUAUGCGCGACAACGGCGGAGAAACUUGCGGGCGUCGAUGAGCGGAAAUGGGGGGAGGUGGGGUACGCGUUCAACCGCAAGGAAGUCAAGGACCACGGCGAGGGGGGCUUAAUUGUAGGGGAGAGUCUGCAGGGCAAGCGGGUGGUGAUUAUCGACGAUGUCAUGACUUCCGGCAAGGCGAUUCGCGAGGCGAUUUCCAUCAUUCAGCAGCAAGGCGGGAAGUUGGUGGGGAUUGUCGUGGCGCUGGAUCGGCAGGAGAAGAUGCCGAGUGAGGCGGAGAAGGCGGGCAAGGGGGAUGAUGGGAGUGCGCGAGGGAGUACGAUUGGAGAGGUGCGGAGGGAGACGGGCGUGCCGGUUAUGGCUGUCCUGACGCUACGCGAUUUGAUUGCGGGGAUGGAGCAGAAGGGGCGGCAUGAGGACGUGGCUGCUAUGCAGGAGUACUACCGGAAGUACGCUCCUAGUGAUUGA
Neohortaea acidophila is the source of this 726-nucleotide messenger RNA. RefSeq names its product orotate phosphoribosyltransferase. Bases 1 to 726 code for a protein of 241 amino acids. Gene Ontology annotation, cellular component: cytoplasm. Lineage: Eukaryota; Fungi; Ascomycota; Dothideomycetes; Mycosphaerellales; Teratosphaeriaceae. The transcript has a single exon. Gene Ontology annotation, molecular function: orotate phosphoribosyltransferase activity. Gene Ontology annotation, biological process: pyrimidine ribonucleoside biosynthetic process; pyrimidine nucleotide biosynthetic process; 'de novo' pyrimidine nucleobase biosynthetic process. The record is from RefSeq and is a predicted model, not a curated record.